GAGGGAAGCUGCCCUUUAUACGGGCUCCCGAGUCGCUUCCGGGUCUCGCUUCCGGAAACAGGAAGUGGCCGGCCCAUCCUCCUCGCCCGGCAGUCCCGAGGCGGGAGGAGCUCGAGGGGGGCGCGGGCUCGCGUGUUUAAACCGCUGUUAAGAGUCCAGCUUGUUCUUCAGACCUUCCCUCUGUGGCAAAGCUCCUUUCUGCCAGAGCUGGACCUUCUUUCUGGAGGGAUUUCGUGCUGGAAGACAUGGAUCUCGCCGCUAAUGAGAUCAGCAUCUAUGACAAACUCUCAGAGACUGUUGACUUGGUGAGACAGACUGGCCAUCAGUGUGGAAUGUCAGAGAAAGCAAUAGAAAAGUUUAUCAGGCAGCUGCUGGAAAAGAAUGAACCUCAGAGGAGACCACCCCAGUACCCUCUCCUUAUAGCCAUGUACAAGGUCCUCCUAACUCUGGGAUUAAUCUUGCUCACUGCCUACUUUGUGAUUCAACCUUUCAGCCCAUUAGCACCCGAGCCGGUGCUUUCUGGAGCUCAUACCUGGCGUUCACUCAUCCGCCACAUUCGACUGAUGUCCUUGCCUAUUACCAAGAAGUAUAUGCCAGAAAAUAAAGUCAUUUCUCUGCAAGGAUCCAAUGAAGACACACCCUUUCCAGACUUUGACCCCUGGUUGUCAAAUGACUGUGAGCAGAAUGAGUCGGAGCCCAUCCCUGCCAACUGCACUGGCUGUGCUCAGAUAUUACCCCUCAAGGUAACGCUCCCAGAGGACACCCCAAAGAACUUCGAGAGACUCCGACCUCUGGUGAUCAAGACAGGACAGCCUCUGCUGUCUGAAGAGAUUCAGCAUUUCUUGUGCCAGUACCCUGAAGCAACAGAGGGCUUCACUGAGGGCGUUUUCACUAAGUGGUGGCGUUGCUUUCCUGAGAGGUGGUUCCCGUUUCCUUAUCCAUGGAGAAGGCCUCCGAACAGAUCACAAAUUCUACGGGACCUUUUUCCUGUUUUUAACCAACUUCCAUUUCCAAAAGAUGCCUCCUUAAACAAGUGCUUCCUUCUUCACCCGGAACCUGUGGUGGGCAGUAAGAUGCAUAAAGUGCACGACCUGUUUACCGUGGGCAGUGGGGAAGCCAUGCUGCAGCUCAUCCCACCCUUCCAGUGCCGAAGACACUGUCAGUCCGUGGCCAUGCCAGUAGAGUCGGGGGAUAUUGGCUAUGCCGAUGCCACCCACUGGAAGAUCUACAUUGUAGCCAGAGGGGUCCAGCCUUUGGUCAUCUGUGAUGGAACUACUCUCUCAGAACUAUAGGAAACAGAACUACCUCUAGGAACUGCUUGGAGGGCUAAAAACCAGGCUGAAGGGGGUGGGGGGGGAAUAAAAACAAUAAAACCACA
This is a messenger RNA of Nannospalax galili (Upper Galilee mountains blind mole rat), 1378 nucleotides long. RefSeq names its product chromosome unknown C6orf89 homolog (gene CUNH6orf89). The coding region runs from base 246 to 1292 and encodes 348 amino acids. Gene Ontology annotation, cellular component: nucleolus; Golgi membrane. The record is from RefSeq and is a predicted model, not a curated record. Lineage: Eukaryota; Metazoa; Chordata; Mammalia; Rodentia; Spalacidae. The transcript is spliced from 9 exons.